AUGCCAGCAUUCACGAAAGCAAUUCCGACCAGCAUUCUCAUAUUUGGGGCUUCGGGUCACAUCGGUCGGCCGUUGACCGAAUUUCUAACCCGGGAGGCGCCCACAAUCAAGCUCCGCCUUGCCACGAGCAAUCAAUCCAAAGAAGAGACACUUCGAAACGCAUUUCCCAACGCCGAAGUCGUUCAAGCCAAUUACGCGGACUCCGCGUCAAUUUCGGCCGCGGUGGCCGGCAUAGAGGGUGUCUUCAUCAUCACACCUCCGGGGCUGGUAGAAGAAGGCCCUAUGACAAACCUGGUGUCUGCUUUGAAGCAAGCCAGCAGCGUCAUUCACAUCAUCCGCUUUACAGGUCUAUUUCCCGAAUUUUCACCAUCACGCAUACCUGCCACGCUCGGCAGAGGAUCUUUGCCGGUCGAGCAUCGCGUCGCCAAACGCGUACUUGACGAAAGCGGUCUGCCCGUUACCUAUGUCAAUUGCGGAGCCACUUUUAUAGAUAACUUAUCAAUCCAGAUGCAAUCAGUCCUGGCGAAGAACACGCUAAUCUGGCCGGAACAUCGUGUGCCGUUCUUGGAUCCAAGGGAUAUCGCAGAAGUUGUCGGAAGACUGUUUUUGUCCGCCAACGCCAAGCACAUCGGCGCCUUUCAUACUAUGAAUAAUGGCCAGGACCGGCUGAAGUUUGAAGAGCUAGCUGGCAUUAUCUCCGAAGUUUUGGGAGAGAAGGUCAACUAUGACGGGAGCUUUGAGGCGUUCUCUGGGUUCUAUGGCCCUUUCAUGGGACCUCACCUUGUGCAGGAAUUGUGGAACUUCUUCAAGUUUGAGGAGGCCAAUGAAGAAAUUUGGGCUUUGAAUAAUUUUGUUGAGAGGACGAUUGGAAGGAAACCUACCUCUGUGAGGGAAUGGCUUUUGGAACACAAGGAUGAGCUGACGCGAGGACCGGGUGAUCUUAGAUGGGCUGCAAACUAG
This is a messenger RNA of Colletotrichum truncatum, 960 nucleotides long. RefSeq names its product NmrA family protein. Lineage: Eukaryota; Fungi; Ascomycota; Sordariomycetes; Glomerellales; Glomerellaceae. The record is from RefSeq and is a predicted model, not a curated record.